GAUGAUGCUGAUGAUGGGGAUGGUGCUGAUGAUGGGGAUGGUGCUGAUGAUGAGGAUGGAGUUGAUGAUGAGGAUGGUGCUGAUGAUGAGGAUGGAGUUGAUGAUGAGGAUGGUGCCGAUGAUGAGGAUGAUGCCAAUGAUGAGGAUGGAGCUGAUGAUGAGUGUGGUGCCAAUGAUGAGGAUGGAGCUGAUGAUGAGGAUGGAGCUGAUGAUGAGGAUGGUGCCGAUGAUGAGGAUGGCGCCGAUGAUGAGGAUGGCGCCACUGAUGAAGGUGGUGCCAGUGCCGUGCCGUGCCCGCAGGUGAGCGCCAACGGCAGCGUGGUGCUGAGCGAGAUCGUGGGCACCAUCAAGCUGAAGGUUUUCCUCUCGGGGAUGCCGGAGCUGCGCCUGGGCCUCAACGACCGAGUCCUCUUCGAGCUGACGGGCCGGGGGAAGAACAAGUCGGUGGAGCUGGAGGACGUGAAGUUCCACCAGUGCGUCCGUCUGUCCCGCUUCGACAACGACCGAACCAUCUCCUUCAUCCCGCCCGACGGGGACUUCGAGCUCAUGUCCUACCGCCUGCACACCCAGGUGAAGCCGCUCAUCUGGAUCGAGUCCAUCAUCGAGAAGUUCUCCCACAGCCGGGUGGAGAUCAUGGUCAAGGCCAAGGGCCAGUUCAAGAAGCAGUCGGUGGCCAACGGGGUGGAGAUCGCGGUGCCGGUGCCCAGCGACGCCGACUCCCCCAAGUUCAAGACCACGGUGGGGUCGGCGCGGUACCUGCCCGAGAGGAACCUCGUCAUCUGGAGCAUCAAGUCCUUCCCGGUGAGGACACGCCCUGGACCCCGGCCUGGGGGGUCCCUCGUGUGCCCUCGACCCCGUCCUGAGGGACCACCAUGUCCUCCCACCCCCCGUCCCU
Neopelma chrysocephalum (saffron-crested tyrant-manakin) is the source of this 895-nucleotide messenger RNA. RefSeq names its product AP-1 complex subunit mu-2-like. The record is from RefSeq and is a predicted model, not a curated record. NCBI's taxonomy places the organism in Eukaryota, Metazoa, Chordata, Aves, Passeriformes, Pipridae. The transcript has 4 exons. Gene Ontology annotation, molecular function: clathrin-cargo adaptor activity. The annotation marks the transcript as partial. Gene Ontology annotation, cellular component: clathrin adaptor complex; clathrin-coated vesicle. Gene Ontology annotation, biological process: vesicle-mediated transport; intracellular protein transport.